CUUAGAGAAGUUUACCGCAGUGUAUCGUCAACUACAGUGUCAUAGACAGUUCUACUUUCGAACAAUGUUGCUCGUAAUUUAAAGACAUGGGGAAAUCUUUUUUAUUGACGUUAUUUGAGCAAUUUCGUACUUUUGUAGACGGACGUCUCAUUAUAUUAAAACUAGCCAAAACAGACCUUAGGCUACAAUACAUUAUCUUAUGUUAUAAGAAGAUAUGAUAAUUUAUACUGUUACUUAUAAAUAAAUUUCAGGACUAACCAUUGAACUUGGCUCUCAUUUAUCUUUGACUAAAAGUUCAUUUCCUUGCAAAGUAAAUAUAAAACCAUUGAUCGUGGGUAAUUUACUUUUUACGAAAUAGCAACGCAAUGUGGGAUGACGUCAGCUGGGCUAAUCUUGAAAUGUUUGCUGUCACUUUUGAGUAUACCUGGUUUUCUUAUACCAUGUAGGUGACUAUCAUAGGAUCAACCUAGGAACCCUAAGUACUGCUUCCGACUGUGACGAUUGUACUUCGCGUGACGUUGCUACUGGAACUGUGUGGCGGUCGGAUGGCUAAGAGCAGAAGACCAGACCGUCCUAACGAUGCACGACCGCACGGUUCUUGGCGCAAGAUACUCAGUCAGUUUAGACGCGCCAAGGACUUGGCAGCUUCGCAUCAGACCUCUGCGGGCCGAAGACCGCGGCUGCUACAUGUGCCAGAUUAACACGCAGCCGAACAUGAAGUGGCAGAUUGGCUGCAUCGAUGUCUACGUGCCCCCGGACAUAAUUAGCGACGACACGUCAUCAGACGUGUCAGUCCAAGAGUUGGAGAACGCCACGCUGACCUGCAAGGCCACCGGGCAUCCUCCUCCGAAAAUCACGUGGAGGAGAGAAGACCACGAGCCUAUACUGCUGAAGAAACCACUCUCAAGGGACUUUGAAAAAGUGGAGAGCUACGUGGGCAGUUCUUUGCCGCUAUGGCGCGUGGACCGAAGACAGAUGGGCGCGUUCCUGUGCAUCGCCUCCAAUGACGUCCCACCCGCCGUCAGCAAGCGGAUCAUACUGCUGGUCAACUUUGCUCCGACAGUAAAAGUGCCAAAUCAGCUGCUAGGAGCACCAUUGGGGACAGAUGUGAAGCUGAAGUGUUACGUGGAAGCUUACCCCAACACCAUCAACUAUUGGAUCAAGAACAGAGGAGAGAUGUUGCUUGACGGCCAACGCAUCUAUAACAGCACAUCGAUCCUUGGCGUGGGCGAUUCUCUCAACAUUAGCCUUUCUUCCAGACCAAAGUACACGAUAAGAGAAGAGAAGACGUCAUACAAAGUGUCCAUGUGGCUGACAAUCAGACAGUUUGCCAGAAGCGAUAUUGGCACCUACAAUUGUGUCAGCACCAACUCCUUAGGCAAGAGUGAGGGCACCCUCAGGCUUUAUGAAAUCAAACUGAACUCCUAUUCUGAAGACUUCAGCAAUCAAAUUAGCGUAGCUGGAGGUCUAACAGAAGCGGCAAAAGGCAACUCCGAGUCUAGAUUACGUUCAGAAAGGACUUUGUUAUUGAUACUGCUUUGUUACGCCAUAAGCUGAACAUGUUUACGUAGUUGGUACGCAUUGUACAUAGUUAUGUCGUGUUUGUUGAUUAUUGCGAAAUUAUUACUAUUACAUACUAGAUUCUUCACAGAGUAUCGUUAGCAGUGAAUUUUACUGAAAGUACGUAGGUACGGUCACGAAUACGGUCAUUAAUAUGUAUACACUUUGGUACCAUGUCACAUUAACUUUUUUAACAAAUUGAACUGUAAAUCUCACUAAAUGUCAAAUAAGUUAGUGCGAUAGAGUCCUAAAGUGGGUACAUUAUAUUGAUAACAGCGAAAUUUUUGGAUGUGAGUAUUUUGAAAUGAGCAACAAAAGUUUUGUUUGAUAAGACCAAACGCAAUCGACUGGAUAUGCCUGCCGCGGUGACACCCCGGACACUUCAUACAAAACACCUCGUUUUACAAACCCACUACACAUUGACGUUGUCAUACACGUGCAUCUGUGCAUGUGACGUCAGACGCCCUUACGAUUGAAGACUAAAGUAAGACUGAGGGAGGUGAGGUGAACCUAUUUCAGCCGCUAGUGGAGAGCGGAGACUUUCUAUCAUCAUCAUCAGCCCAUUAACGUCUAUGGAUGGAUAGUGAGAUCGGGCCUUAAACCAUCACACGGGCCCAGUGCGGAUUGAUGGUUAUUAACGACUGCUUAUGCAGCCGGGACCAACGGCUUAACGUGCCUUCCGAAGCACGGAGGAGCUUGAGAUGAAAACAUUUUUUUGUGGUCACCCUUCCUAUGACCGGCCUUUGCGAAAGUUGCUUAACUUUAACAAUCGAAGACCGAGCGCGUUUACCGCUGCGCCACCAAGCUCCUCAACUUCGCCUUUCUAUACGUAGUAUUAUUCCUUAUUCUAUGCCGUGGCCUACAGUUUCCAAAGGCUGUACUAUAAAGGCCAAAACAUGCUUCACCCUCUGUCGCUUAUCAUUAUCUAAUUAUUUAUGGCCGCCAUACCGCUAUGAAUUCCAGAAUUCAAACUACAUACUACUAGAAGUUAAUGGUUUUAUCAUUUCUCUUGUGUGUAAAAAAUACGUAAGAAAAGUUUUAUUUUUUCCUGCCCAAUGUGUUGAAUUGUUAUCUUUUAAAUUAACUAAUAAAUUGUUUUUUGCUAGUUACACACACUACACAGUUUUGAUUUUCCGUGGAAUCAAUAUCGUGGAGUGGUUUUAAUUGAAAUGAAAAAAUUUCGCAUUAAUCAACAUACAAGAUAAGUACAUCAUUUUAGUAAAGUUAAAAAAGACCGUAAUUCGAUUACAAUAUGAUUAAAAAAAUGUAAAUAUUAUUUUUAAGAUGUAAUAAAGUAAUGCAGAACAACGAUAACAGUAUUUAAAAUACACAAGAUGUGACAACGUCUCUUUCUUAAGCUUAUUGUUUAGUAGACUUUGUGUUGACAAUUAAACGACGCUAAAUACAAAUAUAAAAAUGUAUUUAAAGAUUACUUUAGAUUACAGCGAAAUAAUUAUAUAACGAAUUAAUAAACAAACGCGCAUGCGGCGCGGCGGAGUCGGUCGAGAAGUGGGAGGGUCCCGCGCGCGCGGCGCUCCUGUCAUCUGGUACUUUGUUUCGCGCAUGCGCGCGCGUGUUGGUGUUGCCAACACUUAUUCUUGUUUAGGUAUACCAGUUAUUCCCUUACUAUUUUUAUUUAACGUGUAAAUUAGAAAAAAUAGAACAUAAAACUAUAUACGGGCUCAUGCCCGUAACAAAACGUGGAAAUGCAACUUUGAACUAUUUUUUAUAUAAUAUUAUUUAUUCGAGACUGACUUAACGGCGGCGCUUAGAAUGACCUAAGCAUCGUUAACUCAGUCUCGAGAAUUUUUCUCGAAACUUGAGAACUUAAUAUUGAAAUAAAUGGUUCUAAGUUGCAUUUCCACGUUUUUCAGUCACCGACUAAGAAAAUAUCUCUAUCUACCUAUGUAAAAAGAAUCGUAUCGACUUUUUCGAAAAUCUCGAUUCUAAACAUCAAAUGGCAAAUUCUCUUCUGUUACAAUAUUUUGUGGUUAAAUCCUGUAUGACCGUUUUUAAACUAUAAUCUUAAAUAUCCACUAUCUAUUACUAUUAUUAGACCAGUAUUAUAUGCACGUAACCUUAUUUCUCCUUUUCUCUGAAACACAAAGUUGCUGCAGAGAAUUUUCUUAAAGAUGUUAGUUUACCAAAGGCUUUUCCGUUAUUAUAUUCUUGAAUUUAUUUUUAUAAGAUAGGAGCAUAGAAAAAUUGUUCUUUUACUAUGAAAUUCUGAUACUCGAAGAAGUAUAUUGAAUUUUUAAAACGAUUUUAGGUAAGUAUAAUAUUAUUACAACAUUUUAUAUUUUAUUUUGUUAGCGAUGUAAAUAUUUUCCAUUCGACAAUCUAUGCAAUAUGCGGAGUCAAAAUGAAAACACUUAGAAUGAGUACUUUAGUUGUGAGGUUAAUGUUCCUUUAGGCUGGGUCCACACUAACAUGAUCGCUAGAGAGGAUGUGGUCCCUUUGUUGAAGAUAUGAUUUGUCAAUCUUCAGCCCUAAGAUCAGCCAUACGUUUGAUCCUGGUGUAUUUUGAUACACCUGGUGUAUAAUGUGAAUCUAACUUAAUAACAUAUUAUUUUUCUCCAUGAUGCGUUGUCAUAUUUUGUAUAAGAGAUUAGCUCACAUGUCGCAGUUUCGCUUUGAAUGCCAAAUUGAAGUAUUGUCUACGGUGAUUCGUAAAUUCGACGCUCGUUUAUAAGACUGUUUACAACAAAUAAAUG
Pectinophora gossypiella (pink bollworm) is the source of this 4274-nucleotide messenger RNA. RefSeq names its product lachesin-like. The record is from RefSeq and is a predicted model, not a curated record. Bases 580 to 1557 code for a protein of 325 amino acids. Lineage: Eukaryota; Metazoa; Arthropoda; Insecta; Lepidoptera; Gelechiidae. The transcript has 8 exons. Gene Ontology annotation, cellular component: neuron projection.